AUGGCUUUCGAAAAGCACGUCGUUUCCUACAAACAGAGAUCAUCUCUUGCCAUUGUGCUUUCACCUCCCAUUCCUUUGAGGCCCUUUUCUUCUAUCACCGCUGUUAGUCACCCAUACGCCAUGUUCGACCACGACAAAGAGAAAGACUCCGGUCUACCUUUCCAUGAGCCUUCCACAGCACCUCCCUCGGAAGACCGAAGAAAGCAUCACUUCCUACGGACCGAGGCCACAGCCUUCUUGGGAGAGCUCAUUGGCACCUUCAUGUUCCUUUCCUUGGCCUUCACUGGUACUCAGAUCGCACUCAACGCUGCCGGCACCAACGACUUGACCGCAAGCUCAAACCCCAUACCGGAUGUGGGAAAGCUCUUGUACAUCGCCUUCGCCUUCGGUAUCUCUCUCGCCAUCAACGUCGCCAUCUUCGCCGACAUCAGUGGCGGUAAAUUCAACCCAGCAGUUACUGCCGCCUUAUGGCUCACACGAAAGAUCCACUGGCACCGUGCGCUUCAAACCAUCAUAGCGCAAAUGAUUGCUGCCAUAGCCGCAGCAGGCUUCGUCUCCGGUCUUUUGCCUGGCGAACUCACCAUCGACACCAAGCUCGACGCAUCCAUCUCCGUAACACGGGGUCUAUUUCUGGAAGCUUUCGUCACCGCGCAACUGGUCCUCAGCAUCCUCAUGCUCGAAGCCGGGUCAGCGAAACCAAUGUACAUCGGGAUGUCGCUCUUCAUCGCAGAGAUAUGCAGUGUCUACUUCACCGGUGGCAGCUUGAACCCAGCACGCAGUUUCGGUCCCGCGGUCGUCGUUGGUUUUACUAGCUACCACUGGAUAUACUGGCUAGGGCCAAUGUUAGGCGCAGCGGUAGCGAGUGGAGCUUAUGCACUUAUCAACUUUGUGCGGCGGGAGCAGAUAUAA
Alternaria arbusti is the source of this 909-nucleotide messenger RNA. RefSeq lists its product as uncharacterized. The record is from RefSeq and is a predicted model, not a curated record. Gene Ontology annotation, biological process: transmembrane transport. Gene Ontology annotation, cellular component: plasma membrane. Gene Ontology annotation, molecular function: water channel activity. Bases 1 to 909 code for a protein of 302 amino acids. The transcript is spliced from 2 exons. NCBI's taxonomy places the organism in Eukaryota, Fungi, Ascomycota, Dothideomycetes, Pleosporales, Pleosporaceae.